Messenger RNA from Camelina sativa (false flax), 1611 nucleotides. RefSeq names its product nardilysin-like. Lineage: Eukaryota; Viridiplantae; Streptophyta; Magnoliopsida; Brassicales; Brassicaceae. The record is from RefSeq and is a predicted model, not a curated record. Gene Ontology annotation, molecular function: metal ion binding. Gene Ontology annotation, cellular component: cytosol.
CCGAAAUGAAAUAAUAUUAAAAAAGAGGAGCUUCCUCCCCAAGUUCUCACUUCCUCCUCUUCAAGCUUUCAGAAUCGAGCUAGUCAGAAUCGAUUGAGAGAACUGAGAACCAUGGUUCUCUUCUUUCUUUAAGAAAGCAAGUGAUUUCAAAAAGAGGAGAUCAUCGAAUCGAAUCACAUCAUCGGUAAAGAAAAAAAAACAAAACAUCCGGAAAUCACAACCAUGGAGAUAUUACAUUCCAAAACAUCUACAUCAGAGUUCAGAGGGAUCGAGCUUGAGAACGGUCUGUGUGCCGUAUUAAUAAGCGAGCCCUUAUGUCAAGAUGAUGGGUAUGGCAGUCAGUAUCCAGCAGCAGUAUCAUUGGCUGUGAGGUCAGGAAGUUUUUUUUGAUCCUCCAGAACUCCAAGGAUUAUCCCACCUGAUUGAACAUAUGCUCUUCAUGGGUUCAAAACGAUUCAGCGGUGAUAUUACCAACUUCUUGGCUAAACAUGGAGGCAGUUCAAAUGGCUUUACAGAAAAGGAGCAUACUAUCCUUUAUCUCCAUGUCAAGCCAGAUUACCUUAAACCUACUUUAGAAAGAUUUUCUGAUUUUCUUAUUGCACCCGUCCUGGACCCCGCACUUAUGGCUAAAGAGAUAUGUGCCAUUGAUUCAGAAUAUAACACUCACAAGGAAAAUAAUUUUAACCUUAUCGAAGGACUCAGGGCACAUACAUCCAAGAAAGGACACAUAUUUAAUAGAUUCUGUUGUGGUAACAAAGAAUCCCUUAGCAAUGCCAAUCCCAAUCUCGGUGAACAUGCUAAGAAGUUAUUCGAUGAAUGCUUCUCUGGUGGUGCAAUGAAACUUUGUGUUAUAGGAGGAGAGGACCUCGAUACACUUGAGAGCUGGGUGAGACGGUUUUUUGGCCCCAUCAGAAAAGGACCACCAAAAACUAUCCAUAUCCCUGCCUUCAACAUAAGAGAGCCCAUAUGGGAUGCUUCUAUAUCAUACGGGCUACAAAUUAAAGCUGGUCAUAUUCUUGAGAUUUCAUGGAUUCUUCCACCUCUAUCACCCAACUUUUAUUUGGAAAGGCCUGAACAGUAUCUUGUCAAACUAUUAAAUCAGCAGGGUAAAGGAAGUUUGUUUGCUUUCUUCAAGAACGAAGGAUGGGCAAAUUCUUUAAACGUAGUGCCUUUUGAUGGAUGCAAUUGCACCUCAGUAGGCUGUCUGUUUAUCAUUUCCAUGAACCUGACACUCUCUGGCUUGGAAAAGAGAUAUGAACUGAUUAGUUACACUUAUCAAUACCUCAUGUUAGGGGUGGAUCCAACCCCAACAAAAGGGCCCGGCCCAGGAAAAAGCCCAUAAAUAUCCCUUUCAAGAGAAGAGGGUAUUAUGGUAUUUUUCCUAGACGAACCGACACAAUUCCCUAUAAAUACGGGCGUACGGCCUGUAGAAAAGGGGAUCGGAGAAAAGCAGGAGAAUUUGUGCAGCAAGUACAAAAAGCUUAGCUCGUCCAAGCAAAAGUCAACGGUUCCAAACUCAUAGCUUGGAGAAUCGACGAGAUAUCAGCUCGUCUAUUAUCCUCGUCUACCUUUGUAACCCGUUCAAGUCGCGUUGUAGCCCGUCUUUUGUGU